AUGUCGUUCGGAAAGGUCUACACCAAGGAGCGCAACCCCCGCACCACGGCCAUCCUCGCUGUUGCGAAGGCCAACGGUCUGGACAUUGAGACUGUCGUUGUCGACACCGUCAAGCCCACCCCCGAGUUCCUCAAGCUCAACCCCCUGUCCAAGGUCCCCGUCUUUGUUGGCACCGAUGGCUACGUUCUGACCGAGUCCAUUGCCAUUGCCAUCUACCUCACUUCCCAGAAUGAGAAGACCACUCUGCUCGGCAAGACCAAGCAGGACUAUGCUUCCAUCCUGAAGUGGGCUUCCUUCUUCAACAUGGAGGUUCUCCCCAACCUCGGUGCCUGGUACCGCCCCCUGCUUGGCUGGGACGCCUACAACAAGAAGACCAUCGAUGACGCCCAGAAGGCCGCCGCCAAGGCCAUCGACGUUGUUGAGAAGCACCUGCUGAACAGCACCUUCCUCGUUGGCGAGCGCAUCACUCUCGCUGACCUGUUCGCCGUUGGCAUCAUCUCCCGCGGCUUCCAGUUCUUCUUCGACAAGGAGUGGCGUGCCAAGAACCCCAACGUCUCUCGCUGGUACGAGACCGUCUACAACCAGAAGAUCUACUCUGACGUUGCCCACCCCUUCGAGCUCCUCGAGAAGCCCGCUCUCGAGAACAAGCCCCCCAAGAAGGAGGCUGCCCCCAAGGCCGAGAAGCCCAAGGCUGCUCCCAAGCCCAAGGCUCAGGCCGAGGACGAGGACGAUGUCCCUGCUGAGCCCAAGGCCAAGCACCCCAUCGACCUCCUGCCCCGUGCCACCUACCCCCUCGAUGAGUGGAAGCGAUUCUACUCCAACAAUGACGAGGCUGAGUCCAUGAAGUACUUCUGGGAGAAGGUUCCCAAGGACGAGUACACUCUGUGGUCUGUCAAGUACAAGUACGAUGACGAGCUCACCAAGACCUUCAUGUCCUCCAACCUGAUUGGUGGUUUCUUCACCCGUCUUGAGGCUUCCCGCAAGUUCCUCUUCGGUUGUGCUUCCGUCUACGGACAGGACAACGACUCCAUCAUCCGUGGUGCUUUCACCAUCCGUGGUGACGACCACGUCGCUGCUUUCGACGUUGCCCCCGACUGGGAGUCUUACGAGUUCGCCAAGCUCGACCCCGAGAACGCCGAGGACCGCGCCUACGUCGAGUCCAUGUGGAAAUGGGACCAGCCCGUCACUGUCGACGGCAAGGAGUACCCCCACGCCCAGGGCAAGGUCUUCAAAUAA
Pestalotiopsis fici W106-1 is the source of this 1236-nucleotide messenger RNA. RefSeq lists its product as uncharacterized. The record is from RefSeq and is a predicted model, not a curated record. Gene Ontology annotation, cellular component: nucleus; cytoplasm. Gene Ontology annotation, molecular function: translation elongation factor activity. Lineage: Eukaryota; Fungi; Ascomycota; Sordariomycetes; Amphisphaeriales; Sporocadaceae. Bases 1 to 1236 code for a protein of 411 amino acids. Gene Ontology annotation, biological process: translational elongation. The transcript is spliced from 3 exons.